AUGGCGGCAAUGAGUUACAGAGACUUUAUAAUUAGUUUAAUUGCAGAAAUAGAAGCUCCAAUUCAGAGGCGGGUCAUUCGGGAUAGAACUGACCCGAUGAAAUUAGAAGAUGAUAUAUUCAAGAAGCAGUUCAGGAUAUCCAAAUCAAUCUUACAUCAAUUGAUGUUGGAAUUGAGACUCCCGCCGUCGGAUAUCCCCGAUUACAUUCGACUGGUUUUCCUGGAGUUGUUGGGGCAAUUGAUUGCACCCAUAUUGCCACUAUUGCUCCAAACAAGAGGCACCAGAAUAGCUCUGCCUAUUUUAAUCGGAAGGGUUUUUUUUUCCAUCAAUGUGCAGCUGAUUGUUGAUUCCUCCAUGUUAAUCUUGGCUGCAAGAGCUGGAUUUCCUGGAAGUGUCCACGACUCAUUCAUUUGGAGGGGCAGCUCAAUUCGUCCACAUUUAGAGCAAAAGUUCAGGCGUGAUGGCAACCUGUGGUUAAUAGGUGAUAGUGGUUAUCCACUCGAACCAUGGCUCAUGACACCAUAUCCAAAAGAAGAAACUGCCAGACAAACAAGAUUCAACCGCAAGCUUGCCUCGGCUAGAUCUUGUGUUGAAAGGUGUAAUGGUGUCCUAAAAGCUCGUUUUAGAUGCCUAUUUAACCAUAGAACACUACAUUAUCAGCCAUACAUUGCUUCCCAGAUCAUUUUGGCAUGCUGUGUUCUUCAUAACAUGUGCAUGCUCCAUAAUGUUGAAUGGGAAGAGUCUGAUGUAGACAAUAGUGUACAACCUGAUACGACGCCCCCUACUUUCAUUGCCCCAAAUAAUGUUUUACAGGUUGCAAAAAGAAUUAGAGACCGCAUUGCUAGCAACUUAAGGUAAAUUUUGAUGAUGAACCAUGUCCUCCCUCUUUUCUUGAUCAUAUUACAGUGAAACUUCGGUAAGUCGAACUUCAAUGAGCCAAAAUCUUUGAUAAGUCGAAGUGAAUUCCCGCCUACUUGUAGGGAGUACUAAUGUUAUAUAUUUUCGAUAAGAUGAAUUUGAUAAGUCGAAAUAUUCAAUAAGUCGAAUUUUAUUUCAUUGACUGUCAUCAAAAUUUCCUUGUUAAUGUAACUCUAUUAGUCAAAAAC
Uloborus diversus is the source of this 1106-nucleotide messenger RNA. RefSeq names its product putative nuclease HARBI1. The record is from RefSeq and is a predicted model, not a curated record. Lineage: Eukaryota; Metazoa; Arthropoda; Arachnida; Araneae; Uloboridae. The transcript is spliced from 4 exons. Bases 1 to 858 code for a protein of 285 amino acids.